AUGCAGCUUCUCCGUUUCCUUCCCUUCUUCGCGGCGAUAACGGCAGCUUCCGCUCGUCGCGGAUCGAAGCUAGAAACCUAUUCCAACGUGGUCAUCUUUGACCCGCCAAGCAAUUAUACCAUCCCACGCACUCUCUACGCGCGCAAUGAGCAGUUGCCCAACGGUGAUAUCCUAGCGACCUGGGAGAACUAUUCACCGGAGCCACCAGCGGUCUAUUUCCCCAUCUACCGUUCCUCUGAUCACGGUGAAACCUGGACUGAGAUCUCCCGUGUCCAUGACACAGCCAACGGCUUGGGUCUACGCUACCAACCAUUCCUCUACUACCUUCCAGAGCGCGUGGGCCGCUUCCGUGCCGGAACGCUCCUUCUCGCGGGAAGCAGUAUUCCAACAGACCUGAGCUCGACCCAGAUUGAUCUUUACGCGUCGCAGGACCAGGGCCACACCUGGAAGUUCGUGAGCCACAUUGCUGCUGGUGGAGAAGCUAUUCCUAACAACGGGUUGACUCCUGUUUGGGAGCCGUUCUUGCUGGCACAGGCCAAUGAAACCCACGGCCAAAAGAUGGUCCACCAGACCACUGAUGACCUUAUCAACUGGGGACCGGUUGUGGACGACGUGUAUGACUUCCCUGCCAUCGCAAAGAGGGCCUGGAAUGCCUGUCGUGACCAAGGUAUAACCUCGUUCACUCUCGUAUCCUCCUUGACUAACUUGAGUAAGCUUCCCAAUGGUAAAUACUUCUACGUUUACGAAUACGGCUCAUUUUUCAACACAUCGACCUACUCGUUUCCCUUGUACUACCGCAUCAGUGCCGAUCCAGAGGGCUUCAUCGAUGCCGAGCACCAUGAGCUGGUUGUCUCGAGCGGUACGAUCCCUACCUCCUCUCCGUACGUUACUUGGACCCCGUGGGGUGGCAAGAAUGGAACACUUGUGGUCAGUUCUGGUACGCAAGACAGUAUCUUUGUGAACCAGGCGCUGGGUGAGGGCGAGUGGACGGAGGUGCCUACUCCUGAACCACACAGCUACACUAGGAGUCUGCGCAUUCUCAAGGAGGAUCCCCGAUUCCUGUUGCUGCACGGUGGCGGUGUGCUUCUGGGAGAAGAGAAUAAGGUUACUGUGAGCUUGAUUAACCUGGAGGAGGCGCUGGCUGCUUUGUAG
Aspergillus nidulans FGSC A4 is the source of this 1152-nucleotide messenger RNA. Its product is annotated as protein abxA. The coding region runs from base 1 to 1152 and encodes 383 amino acids. The transcript has 3 exons. The record is from RefSeq and is a predicted model, not a curated record. NCBI's taxonomy places the organism in Eukaryota, Fungi, Ascomycota, Eurotiomycetes, Eurotiales, Aspergillaceae.